Carcharodon carcharias (great white shark) is the source of this 591-nucleotide messenger RNA. RefSeq names its product histone H2A, sperm-like. The transcript has 2 exons. Gene Ontology annotation, biological process: DNA damage response. Gene Ontology annotation, cellular component: nucleosome. Gene Ontology annotation, molecular function: DNA binding; structural constituent of chromatin; protein heterodimerization activity. The coding region runs from base 1 to 591 and encodes 196 amino acids. NCBI's taxonomy places the organism in Eukaryota, Metazoa, Chordata, Chondrichthyes, Lamniformes, Lamnidae. The record is from RefSeq and is a predicted model, not a curated record.
AUGGAAAAGAUCUUGUGCAGAUUAGUUGGGUUUCAAGUGUUGAAUCUUUCCCCCAAAUAUGAAUUUACUGUCACUGUGUCCAUAUCGUACGAUGUGCAGAACAUGUUACUGAAGUAUGAGGCAGUCACCGAAAUCGAUGUUAUCACCUACACAAUGUUAUAUAUAACCAAUGAGAUAUUUUCCUGUCCAAUAUUGUACGAUGUGGUUAAAGUAAAAUUUGUACUCUCUGAGGCAAAGGGUGCGCCAAGACCAAGCUCCUCCAGAGCUGGUCUCCGGCUCCCCAUUGGUCAUAUUCACCGGCUGCUGCGCAAGGGUCACUAUGCCGAGCGGGUCGGGGCCGGAGGCCCCAUCUACCUGGCCACUAUCCUCGAGUACCUGGCGGCCGAGAUCCUCAAGCUGGCCGGUAAUGUGGCCCGAGACAACAAGAAGACCUGCAUCAUCCCCCGCCACCCACAGCUUGCUAUCCGCAACAACGAGGAGCUCAACAAGCUCCUGGGAGAGGUCACCAUAGCCCAGGGUGGGGCCCUGCCCAACAUCCAGGCUGUGCAGAUGUCCAAGGAAACCGGCCACCCCAGCCAGGUUUAUGCCUGA